AUGUCCUUUUCUGUGACAAUAGCUGAAGGUCUAUGGACAUUGUGUUGUGUGUGUUUUGUAGAAAUACCUCUCUUUAAACUUUGUAUAACGAGCCUGUUUUAGUUGAUGAUGGCUAGUAUAAUUUCGGGGUUUCCGCUUAGCAUGUUUUAUCCAUAUGGCAACCCAUCUCAUGACAAUCAUUUACCUCCGAACGACGACGGCAGUUCAAGUGAAAUUCACAUCAGUUCAUCGUUUCCAUUUUUCAACACUAGUCAUAGGUCACUGUUUGUAAAUACCAACGGAGAUUUGACAUUUCUGUCUGCUUUAAGUACCUUUACGCCUUCUCCAUUCCCAUUCCAACAAAAUACUCAGAUAGUUGCUGUAUACUGGGGUGAUAUUGAUACCAGAAAAGGAGGAGACAUCUGGUAUAGGGAAACAACGAACCCUGUAUUACUUCAGAAAGCUUCGACGGAAAUUCACACAGUUUUCCCUCAGCAAUCCGGUUUCAAUGCAAGUUGGAUAUUUGUGACAACUUGGAGUAAAGUUGCAUUUUACGGAUCUGAUUCCAUUGGGCAGAGAAUGCGGAACACUUUCCAAUGUGUUCUUGUAACUGAUGGAACGCAUUCUUUUGUAAUAUACAAUUAUUAUAAAGUACAGUGGACAUCUGGAACUUCAAAUGAUGGUACCAAUGCAGCUGGUUCUGGGUCUCAGGUCGGAUUCGAUGCUGGCGAUGGAGUCAACUACUAUGUUGUAAAUGGCUCUCGAACACCAGAUAUCAUUAAUAUUCCACAGAUGUCUAAUAUUAGAAUUCCGGGGAAAUAUAUAUUCCGUGUUGAUCUUGCUUCAAUAGAACAGGCUACUUUGGUGAACGAGUGUGAUGGGAAAGAUUGUCUUCAUAACGGUACAUGCCAAGAUUUAGAUGGCUUGUCAACAUGGCGAUGUAAUUGUGUUUCUGGAUUUACUGGUAUACUCUGUGAAACAGAGAAAAGACAAAUUAAAAAUGAAAAUAAACCUUAUACAAAACUUAAUCUGGAGACCUUCCCAUCGUAA
Molecule: messenger RNA, 1029 nt
Organism: Mytilus trossulus (common blue mussel)
Lineage: Eukaryota; Metazoa; Mollusca; Bivalvia; Mytilida; Mytilidae
Product: sushi, nidogen and EGF-like domain-containing protein 1
Exons: 8
Biological process (GO): cell-matrix adhesion
Molecular function (GO): calcium ion binding
Source: RefSeq, a predicted model, not a curated record